Molecule: messenger RNA, 381 nt
Organism: Notodromas monacha
Lineage: Eukaryota; Metazoa; Arthropoda; Ostracoda; Podocopida; Cyprididae
Source: the annotation of a GenBank genome assembly
AUGGGUCCGAAGAAAUCUGAUCAGAAGUCUGGUGCCGCUGAGAGGAACCGUGCCGCCGGUAAUUCUCAUACGCGUGCGGUGUCGUGUGGUUGCGUCACGCAAAAAGGAAACGCCGUGGUCGUGUCAGUCUUCGCGAAACCAGGGGCAUCAUUAAAUAAAGUUACGGAUCUCACAGACGAAGCGGUGCAUAUUCAGGUGGCUGCCCCACCAGUUGAUGGUGAAGCGAAUGCAGAAUUAUCGAAAUAUUUGGCCAAGGUAUUGAAUGUUCGGAAAUCUGACGUGUCACUUGAGCGCGGAGGACGUGGUCGGCAGAAAAUUUUCGAGGUCCAGAAUGUAUCGGCGGAAUAUGUGUCUGCAACUCUGAGAAACAGUCGCGACUGA